Saprolegnia parasitica CBS 223.65 is the source of this 348-nucleotide messenger RNA. RefSeq names its product dynein light chain 2. Gene Ontology annotation, cellular component: dynein complex. The transcript has a single exon. Bases 46 to 315 code for a protein of 89 amino acids. The record is from RefSeq and is a predicted model, not a curated record. Gene Ontology annotation, molecular function: dynein intermediate chain binding; dynein light intermediate chain binding. Gene Ontology annotation, biological process: microtubule-based process. NCBI's taxonomy places the organism in Eukaryota, Oomycota, Saprolegniomycetes, Saprolegniales, Saprolegniaceae.
GCUUCCCAGUCGGUAUUUCUGGAUUUGCUCAAGGGACGAGAAGAGAUGUCGGAGCGGAAGGCCGUGAUCAAGAACGCCGACAUGCACGAAGACAUGCAGCAGGACGCGGUCGACUGCGCGUCGCAGGCCCUCGAGAAGUACAACAUCGAGAAGGACAUUGCUGCCUUCAUCAAGAAGGAGUUUGACAAGAAGUACAACCCGACGUGGCACUGCAUCGUCGGCCGCAACUUUGGCUCUUACGUCACGCACGAGACGAAGCACUUUAUUUACUUCUACUUGGGCCAGGUCGCGAUCCUCCUCUUCAAGUCGGGCUAAACACGUCGAUGAUAAUAUCACAUGCUGCGAAUG